This is a messenger RNA of Rhodamnia argentea, 2014 nucleotides long. Its product is annotated as heparanase-like protein 3. Bases 312 to 1937 code for a protein of 541 amino acids. NCBI's taxonomy places the organism in Eukaryota, Viridiplantae, Streptophyta, Magnoliopsida, Myrtales, Myrtaceae. Gene Ontology annotation, cellular component: plant-type cell wall; membrane. The record is from RefSeq and is a predicted model, not a curated record. Gene Ontology annotation, molecular function: beta-glucuronidase activity. The transcript is spliced from 9 exons.
CUCUCUCUCUCCUUCUGAAGAAAGCAAUGGCCCACUUCCGAACAAACAUCCACAUUAUUCCAACCGGUAAAGUUCCAAAUCCGCGAAAAAACUUCACUACUCUUCUCCCUCUCUUUCCUCUCGGCACUCUCGUUCCCGACAAAGCUACUGUUAAUGCGUCCCUAAUGGAUCCCAUCUAUAACCUUCUCCAGUUGAGGAGAGAAGAACCGUUUCUUCUUCAUUCAUUCGCUUCCUCGGGUGGUGAGUGAAUUCUCAGCCGUUGCAGAGAGAGGAAGGCUCCGACUUUGGGGUGGUAGAGACUGGGCGAGAAGAUGGGUCGUCCUGUUUCGUUGAUGGGUCUCUGUUUCUGGGCUUGCCUGUUCAGCUACGGCGUAGCUGGUUCCGAUUCCCAGAGCUCACCUGGGGCGGGUACUGUUCAGGUGAAUGUCUCCAUUGGGAAAAAUGCCAUCGCAGAGAUUGACGAUGAUUUCGUGUGUGCGACUAUGGAUUGGUGGCCUCCUGAGAAGUGUGACUAUGGAGUCUGUAGUUGGCACCGUGCUUCUCUGCUCAAUCUGGACCUUAGCAACAAGAUAUUACUUAAUGCUGUGAAGGCAUUUUCACCAUUAAAGAUCAGAUUGGGUGGUACUCUGCAAGACAAGGUCUUAUACGGCACUCCCGAUCUUAAACAACCCUGCACUUCAUUUGUUUUGGACAAUUCAACUAUGUUUCAUUUCACUGAGGGAUGCCUACCCAUGGCUAGGUGGGAUAAACUGAAUGCUUUUUUCGAGGAAUCUGGCGCAAAGAUUAUUUUUGGAUUAAAUGCUCUUAAUGGACGAACAAUACCGCCUCAAGGCCCUGCACUGGGCGCUUGGGACUCAACAAAUGCGAAAUCUUUUAUCCGUUAUACUGUCAGCAAAAACUACAAAAUUUUCGGUUGGGAACUUGGGAAUGAACUGAGUGGGAGAGGAGUCGGUACAACUGUAACAGCAAGCCAGUACGCGUCUGACACAAUCUCUUUGAAGAACUUGGUACUAGACAUUUACAAGGGUGUAGAACCAAAGCCUCUAAUCCUAGCGCCAGGAGGAUUUGUCGACCCAGUCUGGUACAAAGAAUUCCUGGACAAAACGCCAAAAUCCUUGGAUGUAAUUACUCAUCACAUCUACAAUCUGGGAUCAGGAGCUGAUCAGCACCUUGUCGAAAAGAUUCUCAAUCCAACUGUACUUGAUAAUGAAAUCGAGGCAUUCAGAAGUCUGCAAAGCAUAAUCAAAAGUUCUGCUUCAGCUACUUCGGCUGUCGCGUGGGUUGGGGAAGCAGGAGGAGCUUACAACAGUGGCCGGGAUCAUGUUUCAAAUACUUUUUUAUAUAGCUUCUGGUAUCUGGAUGAGUUGGGAAUGGCAUCUACUUUUGAUACAAAAACAUACUGCAGACAAGCAUUUAUUGGUGGAAAUUAUGGUUUGCUCGAUGCCACUUCUUUCAUUCCAAAUCCAGACUACUACAGUGCUCUGCUUUGGCACCGCCUCAUGGGGAGAAAUGUUCUAAGAGCAAGCUUAUCUGGAACGGACAAGAUCCGUGCUUAUGCCCACUGUGCAAAAGCCUCUAAAGGGGUCAUGUUGCUGUUCAUAAAUCUUGAUGGCAACUCCGCAGCUGAGGUUGCAAUUGUUAAUAAUGGAACCCCGAUUCGCAAUCGUAUACACUACACCAUAGGAAAUAAGACCAUUCAGUUUCCACGAUAUAUCAAUGAUGAAAACGUGAGAGAAGAAUACCAUUUGACGCCCAAGGAUGGGGAUCCGCUUAGCCGAACGAUGCUGCUCAAUGGAAAUAUUUUAGCUGUGAGUCCAUCUGGCGAAAUUCCUGCUCUGAAGCCUAAAUAUGUGAAUUCAUCAAGUUCAAUAGUAGUUGCCCCUAAUGAAAUUCUAUUUGCUCACAUGCCCUAUUACGCCGUUCCUGAUUGUAGUUGAGAGGAAGAAGGCGCAAUUUGUUUGCUACAUUCCUACCAUUGAUUAGGCAGGAGAAAUAAUAGUCAAUGUUUUGAAUC